AUGAGCAGCCUCAUCCGCGUGCGGUGGGACGAGCUCAUCGUCCCGCCUAUGGAGUGCGCGUGGCUGUCCAGCCCAGAGCAGAAGAUCCCCGGGCGCGGCUGCGUGUCCUUCGAGGUGGCGGGCGAGAACGACGCCACGGUGAUCCUCAAGGACACCCCGGGGUCUCGGCGGUGGCAGCACGACCGCGGCGGCGUCGACCAGGGCUACACCGUGAUCAUCGGCAGCCACCGCAAUUCGAAGCUCAAGAUCGAGCGCAACGGCGUGUUCGUCUGCCAGGCCGAGGCCGAUUGGGCCACCAUCAGGCGGGACGAGUUCCGGGAGUUUUGGAUCCAGGUGGACGCGCGGGGGGCCAUUGCAGUCGGUGCGGGGGAGGCAGAUUCCGUCUUCCGCUGGGUGGACCCCGAGCCACUGGAGGGGAUCACAUCCAUCGGGCUGUCUUCGUGGGACCGCCACCUGCGCUACCGAAACAUCAGGGUCGAUCUCGAGGUGCCCGCCCAGCAAGACGGGGACGCCCUCAGCAGGCGGGUGUCGUCGUCCAUCCCCAGCCUGUACGCCGCCUGCGUGGACGCGCUGAUGGGCGACGACUCCGUGGAGACGGCGGGGCGGCUGAUGGAGAUGAUAUCCAGCUCGAUGCUGCCCGGCAUGGAGCGGCUGAAGCGCCAGGCCGUGCGGUGCCUGGCCAACCACUUCGGCCAGGUGGCAGAGGACAGGGAGUGGCUGGGAAAGCUGUCGUGCGGCGCGCUGGUGGCGCUGCUGGAGUCGCCGGCCAUGUGUUCAAAUGAGCGGGCGAUCUUCGAUGCUGUCAGUGCAUGGAGCUUUUAUGGUGCUGAACACCAGACGAUGGAUAUCCCCUUGCGCCCUGAGGAAGAGCUCCAACAGCUGCUGUCCUUAAUUAAGUUUCCCUUGAUGAAAGAUGAGGAUCUUGAGGUCGUGCGUGCACUCCCCCUUGCAGGCCGUUACCCACCUCUGCUUGAACUUUUGGAUGAAGCUGUGGCAUCAAGAGGAAGGGGGAGAGAUGGCACUGUGGAGGUGCCCGAUCCUCCCACAGCCAUCUCUGUGGCCAACACUCGGAACGUCAUGAUGUCCCAAAAAUCAAGUGCUGCCAUGGGGCGCCACAUGCCCCGGCAAGCCCCCUUGAGCAAGCAACUGAACUUCUCCUUCAAUGGGGACAAGCUUGGUGCAUGCUACUACCUGGGUACAUCGGGUGGACGCACAGAGUAUGUCAACCCAACAGUCACCAACAAGGUCAGGGUGCUUGCCAGUAGCCCUGAGAGCCGCACCACGAAUGUGAAGGGUGCCGCUGGAAACAGAUUUUCCAAGACUUCUUAUGCCACUCCACGCAAUGAGAAUGGUCGCAUGGCGUCCUGGUGGGCAUUGGACCUCCUUGAGCAUGUUCUCAAGUGCAACUACUACACCAUCCGUCACGAUGGGUCCUCCGACUUCUUACGACACUGGGCUCUUCAGGGCUCCCAGGAUGGGCAGGAGUGGUUCAACCUUCGACAACACGUCAACGACCUCACCUUCCACUCCCCAGCCCAGUUCGCCUCCUGGCCAGUCAGCUCUGACACAGCCUACAAGAUGUUCCGACUGCUGCUCACAGGCCCCACUACCAGCACCACUACCCCGAUGAAUUUGUGCCUCAGCAACAUGGAGUUUUACGGCACAAUCAUGGGCCCAGAUGUCCAUUGA
Molecule: messenger RNA, 1689 nt
Organism: Ostreobium quekettii
Lineage: Eukaryota; Viridiplantae; Chlorophyta; Ulvophyceae; Bryopsidales; Ostreobiaceae
Source: the annotation of a GenBank genome assembly